AUGGUGUCUUUUUUAAUGCCGUUUGAAAGAGGCUCAAGAGACAAUAAUGACGGAGUGACCAUACCAGAAGUAGAUUUAUUUAAUGAGAAGAGGAGGAAGCAAGAAAGUGAUACGGGGGGUAUACUGGGUGCAACAGCUAUGUCUGUACUCUGGGAAGGCCAGAGUAUAGACGCGAUACUGCGACGUGGUUCUAGAGAUGGCGAGGGCCAGAGCAGGAAGAGAAGAAACUCCCUGCAGAUGGAUCCAUCGAAUGAGCAUCGAGAUUAUAAAACAUCAAAACUUGAUUCAAGACAGGACCGAAAUAAAGGGAAUGACAAAGGAGGGUCAAGUCGACCGUUCUUAACGAACACACAAGAACCAAUAACAGAUGCUGCUGCUUCUGAGGAAAAGCAAAGUUUACAAGAUUCAGGGGAUUUCCAAGAAUCACAGUGUUUAGAAGAAGAUUCAAGAGUCAAAGACGUGCGAGGGCAACUGUUCCAACCACUGCCGUCAUCAAAAUUGUCAUCUAUCACAAUCCCUACCCAUGGUUUUGCAAGUACCCAGGGAAAGGAAACACGAAAAGAAGUGUUAUAUGAAAACAAUGACCAAUGGAUAUUUCCAACAAGGAUACGCAAGAAUCAAAUGCCUUCACGACGUCUAAUACCUAAUUCUAAAUAUAUUGAAUUUUACAACCAAUGUGUUGAGAACACAUUCAAUGCAGAUUACCUUGGUGAUUCAGAAUUGACAACACUGAAGAUCAAUUAUGAUGGGUGGUAUGAGGUAAAGCUAGAAAACCCGGGUAUUUUGUGGACUUUUAAAGAUAAAGAACGAUUUUUUGAUUUAUUGGGGAAACUAUCCAUUCAUCGUUUGGAUUUACUUGCUGAAGCGAUGGAAAAGAGCGAGAUAGAAGUGAUGGGAUAUUAUUUAUUGUUGAAGCGGGAAUUACAUAGGAUCAAGAAUGGACAAUGGGAUGAAGAAGAAGAAGAAUAUAAUGCGACAAAAAAGAAGAAGAAGAAGAAGAAGAAGAAGAAGAAGAGGAAAAAAUGGGCACAAAAGUUGAUCAAGUAUAAAGAUGUACCAUUUGCCUUUGAGAUGCUGGACCAGUUUAUAGAAUUCGAAGAUGAGCAAAGUAGUGCUAUUGAGAAUUAUAUUGAGAAGAAAAAGAAGAAGAAACUAGAGGAAGUCCAGGAUAUGAUGAGGGAGGAAGAGAUGGAAGAGAUGGAAGACGUUGAGGUCCAGGUUGAAGCGGAUGAUGAACAAGUGGGGCGUGCUGACGACGAGAGUAUUAUUGAUAUUACCAGGUUGAAUAGAAUGUUGUUCACUACAGUUGAUGAAGAAUCAUUUCAUUUAUUUGAAACAGUAAUCAAAAGCAUCACUAAGCGUAUAAUUCUCAAUUUGAUCAUUUCAACAAAACCUGUCAAUGAAUAUAGCAAAUCACAUAAGGCGAAUCAAGGUGGAGAAGCCCUUUUUGAAACACAGUCUGGUUCCGAUACUGAUAUGCAACUUCAACUGGUUAAAGUGAGUGAUGUCCAUGAUAGUUUAAGAAGCCUUGAUUUUGAUCAACCCGAUUUUCUAUUUUUGAAAAAGAAUAAUAUAGCGCAGUACAAGAGAGAUGGCGGAUUAAUUGUUGAAUGGAAUCGAUUAUUAGGUGAUAAGUUUCACGUACCUUCCGUUUUUCCAAAGCCUAAAAUUGGUUUAUCCCGGGUUCAUUCUGGAGCAAAGAAAAUAAUGACAAUUAAUAAUCUUGAGAGGGUAAAGGAAAAGAAAAGGGAAAGGAAAAGGAGGGAUGAGAAAUUAGAGGAUGAAUUGAUUGAAUUAGAGACGAAAGAAUUGAAUCGGAGUGAUGAAUCGGAACUGAAACUGUAUGAAUGUAAAUUGGUAGCAAUGUUAUCGAACGAGGAUGGCAUGAGCAUUGAAAAACUUGAUGUUGACAAGCAAGGGGAACAAAUGGAUUAUAGUCAUGAUGUGAAAUCGGCAUUUAAGAGGAAAGUAAUACGAAAAGGGAAGAAGAUAAUGAGUCGAGAAUUUGCAUUUUAUCCUAGUGAUUGUGAAGAGGAUAUUGUAUUCGAGACAGAAUCUCCCAUGUCAGCAUUAGAGGAGCAUUCUCAAGUAACAUGUGGUGCUGACCUGCAACAGACACUGGAUGAUAAUUUGAUUCAAGAUGACGCGAAGGAAAAAGAGGAGCAGCCGGAACUGAACACGGGUUUAGAUAUCAAAAAAUCUGCCACUUUGAAUAUAAACCAAUUGAGUGGGAAGGUAAAUGAGAUGGGCGCCGAAUAUACAAACCAAGUGGAUGGGUUUUAUGAUGAGCCAAUUGAGCUCGAUGAGUAUUUUUGA
Lodderomyces oxycetoniae is the source of this 2316-nucleotide messenger RNA. RefSeq lists its product as uncharacterized. Gene Ontology annotation, molecular function: rDNA binding; RNA polymerase I general transcription initiation factor activity. The coding region runs from base 1 to 2316 and encodes 771 amino acids. Gene Ontology annotation, cellular component: RNA polymerase I upstream activating factor complex. The record is from RefSeq and is a predicted model, not a curated record. The transcript has a single exon. Gene Ontology annotation, biological process: nucleolar large rRNA transcription by RNA polymerase I; transcription initiation at RNA polymerase I promoter. Lineage: Eukaryota; Fungi; Ascomycota; Pichiomycetes; Serinales; Debaryomycetaceae.